AUGGGAAGACGGAUAUGGCUAGAGCCAUGGCUUGCUAGUGGUCUUUUGAGGGGAGAAAGGAGUAUGGGGCUUAUGGGAAGAGUGAUAUGGCUGGAGCCAUGGCUUGCUAGUGGUCUUCUGAGGGGAGAAAGGAGUAUGGGGCUCAUGGGAAGAGGGAUAUGGCUGGAGCCAUGGCUUGCUGGGGGGGAGAAAGGAGUUGCUUAUGGGAAGAGGGAUAUGGCUGGAGGCAUGGCUUCCUGGUGGUCUUCAAGGGGAGAAAGGAGUAUGGGGCUUAUGGGAAGAGGGAUAUGGCUGGAGCCAUGGCUUGCUGGUGGUCUUCUGAGGGGAGAAAGGAGUAUGGGGCUUAUGGGAAGAGGGAUAUGGCUGGAGCCAUGGCUUGCUAGUGGUCUUUUGAGGGGAGAAAGGAGUAUGGGGCUUAUGGGAAGAGUGAUAUGGCUGGAGCCAUGGCUUGCUAGUGGUCUUCUGAGGGGAGAAAGGAGUAUGGGGCUUAUGGGAAGAGUGAUAUGGCUGGAGCCAUGGCUUGCUGGUGGUCUUCUGAGGGGAGAAAGGAGUAUGGGACUUAUGGGAAGAGGGAUAUGGCUGGAGCCAUGGCUCACUAGUGGUCUUCUGCGGGGAGAAAGGAGUAUGAGGCUUAUGGGAAGAGGGAUAUGGCUGGAGCCAUGGCUUGCUAGUGGUCUUCUGAGGGGAGAAAGGAGUAUGGGGCUUAUGGGAAGAGGGAUAUGGCUAGAGCCAUGGCUUGCUAGUGGUCUUCUGCGGGGAGAAAGGAGUAUGGGGCUUAUGGGAAGAGUGAUAUGGCUGGAGCCAUGGCUUGCUGGUGGUCUUCUGAGGGGAGAAAGGAGUAUGGGGCUUAUGGGAAGAGGGAUAUGGCUGGAGCCAUGGCUUGCUGGGGGGGAGAAAGGAGUUGCUUAUGGGAAGAGGGAUAUGGAUGGAGCCAUGGCUUCCUGGUGGUCUUCAAGGGGAGAAAGGAGUAUGGGGCUUAUGGGAAGAGGGAUAUGGCUGGAGCCAUGGCUUGCUAGUGGUCUUCUGAGGGGAGAAAGGAGUAUGAGGCUUAUGGGAAGAGGGAUAUGGCUGGAGCCAUGGCUUGCUAGUGGUCUUCUGUGGGGAGAAAGGAGUAUGGGGCUUGUGGGAAGAGUGAUAUGGCUGGAGCCAUGGCUUGCUGGUGGUCUUCUGAGGGGAGAAAGGAGUAUGGGGCUUAUGGGAAGAGGGAUAUGGCUGGAGCCAUGGCUCACUAGUGGUCUUCUGCGGGGAGAAAGGAGUAUGAGGCUUAUGGGAAGAGGGAUAUGGCUGGAGCCAUGGCUUGCUAGUGGUCUUCUGUGGGGAGAAAGGAGUAUGGGGCUUGUGGGAAGAGUGAUAUGGCUGGAGCCAUGGCUUGCUGGUGGUCUUCUGCGGGGAGAAAGGAGUAUGGGGCUUAUGGGAAGAGGGAUAUGGCUGGAGCCAUGGCUUGCUAGUGGUCUUCUGCGAAGAGAAAGGAGUAUGGGGCUUAUGGGAAGAGUGAUAUGGCUGGAGCCAUGGCUUGCUGGUGGUCUUCUGAGGGGAGAAAGGAGUAUGGGGCUUAUGGGAAGAGGGAUAUGGCUGGAGCCAUAG
Molecule: messenger RNA, 1584 nt
Organism: Closterium sp. NIES-65
Lineage: Eukaryota; Viridiplantae; Streptophyta; Zygnematophyceae; Desmidiales; Closteriaceae
Source: the annotation of a GenBank genome assembly